AUGCCUCCAAUUAGACGAGAUACCAACACUGGCUCGACUCAUAGAACAACUACAAAUUAUACCGAUUUGUGGAAACAGCACACUCCAGGAGUAUCAUUGUCCGGAAUGCCUACAACGAGCCUGGGAGUUCAUCCUCUUUCCCUUGCAAAUGGCACCAAAAGCUUCAACAUCAAGGAAUACUUCCCCCCCUCACAUAUCGCCACCAAACCUUAUAACGAUUUCCAGGUGCAAGGUUUUGCCACGGAUCCCAGUACAGGCUCAACAGCAAUGACCCUUGUGAAAGCGUCAGACGAAGCUCUGGCCAUUGAAGGCCACCCCGGAGCCACGAUUACACUCCAGGAUAAAGAUGCUAUUGACACAUUCUAUACAGUUCUCGACUCAAUGCCAAGUCACGGUAAGUCGACCGACGGAAUCAGAUUCAGAUAUGGUGAUCGGUCAGUAGAAGCCUUUCGAGGGGACAAUCAGGGGAACACCUGGUCCGCAAUAAUCAGCGACCGAGAGCUACCUAAAGACAGAUUGAUAGGAAGGUACACGGUUAAAGUGCCAGACGAUAAAGAUAGGUCAGCAUUUGAUCAACACUUCAACGAAGUUGCAUCCUGUGCCAUUGCUAUAUCACCGGCCAUGGACAUGGACCUGGAAACAGAAAAAGAGAAAGAUGCUGAAGUAGUCCAGAAGAAGAUGUCAUCGUUGUCGAUCGAUCAUUUCAAAUCGUCAGUACAGAAGGCCAAUCAAUCUAUAAAUAAUUGGACGAGAGAUACAGGAUAUGAGCACGACUUAGUUGGCCUUCAUCAUUUCACUCUAAAUCAAGUUGCCACCGACACUCUUCGAGAGACGAAUGUAUCGAUCAAUGGAUUCUUCGAACUUGUGUGGCUUCCGAAACUGAGAGAUUGGAAUGCUUUUCAUCAGUUUGAGAUUGCCAACAGUAUUGGUACGGCUUUACCUGUUGAUGUAAAUGGUCAUCGAAGAGUAACCGAUUUCACAGCUUGGACCCAAUCUCAAGAUGGUAGAACUUCUGUUCUCGUGAAGCAAAGGCCGCAUGAAGAGAAUGAGGGAGAACGGAUCUCUUGGUUCCAGAUUAGAGAGAAAUAA
Molecule: messenger RNA, 1089 nt
Organism: Kwoniella botswanensis
Lineage: Eukaryota; Fungi; Basidiomycota; Tremellomycetes; Tremellales; Cryptococcaceae
Exons: 1
Coding region: 1-1089 (362 amino acids)
Source: RefSeq, a predicted model, not a curated record